AUGGUUGGAAAUGGGAUACAGUGCAUAGGUCCUAGUAUAUGUGGCUGUUCUACAAACUGUCAUCAAGGUACAUGUUGGAAUGGUCAGUGUGAAUGUUUUGAAGGCUACAGUGGACAUGACUGUUCUAGUUUUAACCCAAAUAUCAUGGCAAAUAAGGAUGUUUCUGUGGGUAUGAAUCUUGGCGGUCUCUCUUACUAUUCAUCUGAACUAAACUUUGUUGAUAUUGCUAAACUUUCUCAGUCCUGGAUUACACAAAGAACCAGUGGACCCAACGCAAAUAAAUGGGAUACAAAUGAACAAAAUUUGGUGAAUUGGAGAAAUGAUGGAUACCCUGCUUCUCUACCAGAUAAUAUGAGAUUAGGGAAACUGAUGUUAAGAAGUACCAUCGGCCUCUAUGCUCCAAAAGGGAAUUACACUCUACUGUACGACGGAGAGGGCGACAUAUCUUUUAGAUUUGCCCAUGAACACAUCAUGUUUAAUGGCAAAGGUAGAAUGGUUAUUAACAUAAACGAAGGAAAAGCGGGCAUUGAACUUAUUCUCAGCAAAACAAAUCCAGCCAACCCUGUUCGUAAUGUUCGUUUUAUUAUGCCAGGAUUUGAAGAUCGAUACGAGAAAUUUCCAUUUUAUCCACCUUUUUUGGAAACUAUUAAACGAUAUUCUGAACUACGUUAUAUGGACUUUUUACACACCAAUGGACAUACGCCUGAACCUACAACAUGGGACGAUAGACGCAAACAGGAACAUCAUACAAACACGGGAUCAGAAGGGGCUGCCAUUGAACAUAUGAUAGAUUUAAGCAAUCGGAUUGGUGCAAGUCCGUGGUUUAAUAUGCCUCAUGCUGCGGAUGACAACUUCAUCACACAGUUUGCUAAGCUAGCAGAAAAGACCCUUCGGAAUGAUUUAAAGAUUUACAUUGAAUAUUCAAACGAAGUAUGGAAUGGAAUUUUUCGACAGACUCAUUAUACCCAGGAACAAGGCAUGAAACUCCACCUAGAUUCAAAUACCCGGAAAGCAGGAUUGAGAUACUAUAAUAAGAGAUCUUCCGAAAUCAUGCAAAUUUGGAAAACGGUUUUCGGAUCACAACCUGACAAAAUUGUACCAGUUUGGGCAUGGCAGACAGGUUACCAAGACUACACAAGACAAGCCAUUGAAGAUUUGGGAAAUAGAACACGAAUUUUCAAAGCAAUAGCUAUUACUGGUUAUUUUGAUUGCAAUAACCUCGCAGGCAAGCAUAAAAAUGGACUUAAACUUCUGAUGUACGAAGGCGGACCAUCCAUUAUGGAAGGCAGUGCCAUUGCCCACGGAAUUAGUCAUGACGACGUCACAAAUAAAGCAAUCGCAUUUAAUAGAGAUCAACAUAUCAAGUCUGUAGUAGAUAAUCUUCUUGAAGCUUGGAAUAAGAUUGUGAAAAAUGAUCCACAAAAUUCACCACCAGGUGGGUUGUUCAAUUAUUUUUCCUCCACUGGUAAUCCAUCGAAAUAUGGCAGCUGGGGAAUGCUUGAAUACACAGGACAAGAUCCUGCAACAGUACCUAAGUAUGUAGCGACUCAGAGUUUCAUUACUCGUCAUUAUAGUCAUAACCCUGUAGACAUACCGUGCAGUUUCCUUCAGCACAAGUCCCUUGGCUAUGGUUGUUUCUUGCAGAAACGCGGAUCUCUUCAUUGGCAUUGUGCUGUAACGGACGAUGAUGGUGUCACUUGGUCGUACUACCCAGACGUUGGCAACACUGGAGAUACUCUUGUACUAGAUGGAUUUAACCCUACUACACAUACAGUGUAUGUCAGAUCUGUAAACAAGAUAGGGGUAAACAAAUAUCAUAACAUGGACACAAGAACAGCACAUACCUGGAAAACGUAA
Messenger RNA from Mytilus californianus (California mussel), 1857 nucleotides. RefSeq lists its product as uncharacterized. The coding region runs from base 1 to 1857 and encodes 618 amino acids. The record is from RefSeq and is a predicted model, not a curated record. Lineage: Eukaryota; Metazoa; Mollusca; Bivalvia; Mytilida; Mytilidae. The transcript is spliced from 11 exons.